AUGAAUGCACAAGACAACCAAGAUGAUGAUAAAGAAGAUGACUAUGAUAUCUUUAAAGACAAUGUUAACCCACCAUCAUACACAACAUCGACAACUACGACAUCACAGCAGAUAAAUGAUGAUGAUGAAAUAAUCAAUAUCAAUCUAAUCACAGACUAUUUCUCAUCAUUAUCAUCUCCAACAUCUACAUUGACAGGUACUACUAUUAUUACUAGCAUAGCAUCAUCAAACAUUAAUAAUAAUAAUAAUAAUAAUAAUAAUAAUCAUCAUUCUGCACUAUCAUCUAUAUGGAAAAGAUUCAAACAAAAAAAGUAUAAUAAUAAUAAUAAUAACAAUGUACAAAGGUUAAAGAUCAACAGAAUUGACCACCCAGGUGGUCUUCAAACAAUCGUUAAAUCAAUCACCAAAGAAGAAGAAGAAAUAACAAAUAACCAGCAACAACAAUAUGAUGAUGAUGAUGAUCUUUCACACAUUGAAUGCCUACCAGAUGAAAUAUUGUUAAAGAUUCAUAGUUAUCUAGAUCCACCUACUUUGGGAAGAACAUCUCAAGUUUCUACUAGAUUCUACAAGAUUUCCUAUGACAUCCCACUAUGGAAAGAGGUGGUUACCAAUUGGGAAGCAUCACCAUUGAAUCUAUUCCUAAAUAACAACAACAACAACAACAACAAUGGUAGUUUGGAAGCAUACUAUACUCCACAUCCUCCUACGCCAUUUAACCUAUCAAGCUCCCUUCCUCCUUCUCCUAUAAUCAAUCUCUCUCCUCCUUCUCUUUUAAUGACCAACGGUGGUGGUGCCAAUUUAAUUCCAUCCCCCAUUAUGAAUCACCAUAAUAAUAAUAAUAAUAAUAAUAUGAAUAAUAGUUACCACCAUAAUCACCAAAAUAACACUGGAAAUGGAAUAUCACUUCAAAACAAUACUCCGCAGCAUGAAAUUGAGGAGGAUAAUCAUCAAGAUCAAGAUUUUAUCAACAACAAUGACUAUGAACUACUGGGACUAUUCAAUUAUUUAUUUAAUGGAGGAUAUCAAAAUAAUAAUAAUAAUAAUAAUAAUAAUAAUAAUAAUAAUAAUAAUAAUAAUAAUAAUAAUAAUAAUAAUAAUAAUAAUAAUAAUAGUAGCGGUAGUCAUCAUGAACAACCAUUGCUAAAUAAUAAUCAACCCCAAUUAUUUUCUUCAUCUAUGGCAUCAAGCUCAUCGAUAUCACUAUCAUCUUCAAUAUCCUCAUCAUUUGGUGGCAGUAGUAAUCACUAUCCUCCAAAUUCAAAUUCGCCAACAUUUGAUUUAUCCCAAAAUGCAAUUGUCACUGGCACUACCGCUGGAAAUAGCGACAAUCAUUACUAUACAGAUUAUCAUACAUCUAUUAUACCAUUACAACAACAACAACAUCAUCAUCAUCAUCCAUCAUAUCCAACUCUUACACCAUCAAAUUCCAACAACUACUACAAACAAUAUAACCAAUCAGUAGUUAAUAAUAAUCAAAAUAAUCAAAAUAAUCAAAAUAAUAAUAAUUCAUUACAACAACAAUUCAACAGGAUGUAUUAUGUACAAAGAUAUAUACAAGUAAGAAAACAACAAAGAGAAACCAAGAUACGAUCACACAGAGAGAAAUUGAGAAGAAGAAGAAAGAUUAAAAGAAGUUUUAGAUUUAUGAUGUAUACCUUUCUCUCAAGACCAUAUGAAUGGGUUUCAAUGCUCUGCAUCAUACUAUUUACAGUAUUUCUUACCUUUCGUCUUGCCAAUUCCAUUCAAUGGUCAUGGCCAACUGUUUUCUCACCUCUCUAUUUUAUCCUAUUUCAUUGUCUCUUUGGUUCCUUGACAUUUGACCUAUUUAGAAGUUUGUACAAAUACGACUAUGAUGAUGAAAUAUCAUCACCAAGAUUUUCAAAACCAUUAUUCUUUACAUUCUUUUUCAUUCGUCCAUUGCAAUCGGGUAAAUGGAGUGGAAGGCUAUGGGUUUAUACACCGAUACUUUGUUCCAUCACCUUUGUUUGUUUAUUACUAUUAAAAUUGACUCAACCUCAACUAUUAUCAUCACUUUCAAUUUAUAAUAUUCAUCAUCAACAACAACAUCAUCAUAAUAAUAGUAAUAAUAUUAAUUUUAAUAAUAAUCAAAAUAAUAGUAGUAAUGGUAAUGAUAAUAGUAAUAGUAGUAGUGAAAUAUUUACAAAUGGAUGGGAUAUAGUAUUUAUACCAUUAUUUAUACUAUGUAUCUAUUUAAUAUCAUUUCCAUUAUUUGUUCCAAUAAGGAUAGACAAGUCAUCUGGUUCAGUAAUGGAUCAAUCAGUGCUACUAGUAGCCAAUGUCCAAGUAAUGGCAUUUACAGUAUUGGUCUAUCUCAAACUUGAUUCCAUUAUUGAUACUUCUUGGUCCUACAUCUUUUCACCUUUAUUCAGUGCACAGAUACUUAUUACUCUCUAUCCUUUGGUCAUUCUAAUAAUGAAAUUAAUCAUUAACAAUAAUCGUAAUCGCAAUCAUAAUAAUAAUAAUAAUAAUAAUAAUAACAAUAAUAAUAACAAUAAUAAUGGUGGUUCCAUUGUCUAUCAUCAUCAUCAUCAUCAACAUCAACAACCACCAAUCAUCUCUACAAUGACAGAACAAAAUCAACCACUAUUAUCAAUCCAACAACAACAACAACAUAAUAAUAAUAACCAAAUUACAACAACAACAAGGAGAAGAUUCCAACUUGAAAAUAUUACUUCGCUCUCUGAAAAUUGUAUUGCUAUGUCUUGUCUUGACGUCUGCCACCAGCAGUUACCCUCUUUCUCUAAUCUAAUGAAUACCUAUAGACACAGUACCAAUUCAGUUUAUACACUGAAUCCACACUUAAACAUACCCAUCUCGUCGUCAACAACAAUACCAUCAUCUGCCUAUCACUUUAAUCCAUUAAAUAAUAAUAAUAAUAAUAAUAAUAACUGCAACAACAACGAAGAUUGCAACAAUAACGACACGAUGUUAAAUAAUAGAACAACAGAGAAUGAGGAUGUAGUCAUGGGACAAAAGCAAGAUUCUCCACCUUCAUUAAAAUCAUCUCAACUAGUAUCUCCACCACCAACCGUUGGUGGAAAUGGGCUUUUGAGAAGCUCACAAUCCAUCCCACCUCCUCCUCCCACUUCUCUCAACGUCGAGUCUACCGUUCCAACCAUAUCCACACCCUCCUCUGCAUCUAUUACUGGCAUCCCAAAUGACGGAGAAAUUUCACCCACUGGUGCAUUGGGUGCAGCCAUGCAAUAUCUAUCGCCAUCAUCAUCAUUUAACGAAUCAUUGAAUCAAGCAAUCUCUUCAACAUCAUCCUCUUCAUUCUCGGCGUAUAGACCAACACUUUUACAAUUCAAUAAUCCAACAUUAACAUUUAGAUCAAUAUCACCACCAACCAACAACAGUGGUGCCAACAAUCCAUUCCUUAAAUUGAGCAGUCUUCCAGAUUCUAGUCCACCACUAUCGACAAAUAGUCCUUUUUCUUUUUCUUCAUCUGCACUAUUUAAUAAUAAUAAUAAUAAUACUACCAAUCAAAAUAACCAACAACAACAUCACCAUCAACAACAACAACAACAACAACCACCACCACAACAACCAGUUCAACAACAAAACCUUUAUUGUUCAAAUAAUCAAACUACGUCUAUCGGAAACUAUGCUGCAUCACUAUUGGAUGAAGAUAGAGAAAGAAUGAGAUACGAGUAUGAGAGCAUCAAGAAACCAGAAUCUCAAUCUUCCCGAAAGUCACACAAACACCAUCAACGUCACUACAGUUACAAUGACCUCGACAAUAGAAAGCAUGAUGAAGAAAAGUUUUUCAGCUCGUUGCAGCCAAACAACUACUCAAAGAACAGAUACCACGAUGUACUACCAAAUGAAUCCACAAGAGUAAGAUUAACACCAAUUGAAACUGGUGAUGGCGACUAUAUCAAUGCCAACUAUGUCAAUGGAGAGGUACCAAAUUCUUAUAGAUAUUUUAUCGCGUGUCAAGCUCCUCUUUCUUCUACAAUUAAAGAUUUUUGGAGAAUGGUUUGGGAAGAGAGAACAGCAGUUAUUGUUUGUUUAACAAAAUUGGAAGAAGAUGGUAAAAAGAAAGCAGAUAUUUAUUGGCCCGAGUCAUCAAGUGAAGACCAAGAAUGUGGAUCGUUUUGGGUGCAUCUACAUAAAAAGGUGAUGUUUAAGGAUAUUGGUGUUAGUUCAUUGCAUUUGUACAGAAAGGGAGAGGAAUUCCCACGAGAAGUAGUGUUGUUGCACUACACGCAAUGGCCCGACAGCGGAACACCAAACACCUCUACCCACAUUCGAACGUUGGCCGUCUUGGUCAACACAUUCAAGGCAAGAGGUAACAUUAAAAACUCUAAUGGUCCUGUCAUUGUUCAUUGCUCUGCGGGUAUUGGUAGAUCAGGAACCUUUAUAUCCAUCUGUAUCAAUAUUGCCAAAAUUGAAAGAUCCAUCCAAAAUAAUGAGCCAAGCUGUGCCAUAUCGAUCAAGGACACUGUCAGCGAACUACGUCGUCAACGUCGUGGAAUGGUACAAACAUUUGACCAAUAUGUAUUCAUCUACAAGGUUAUUAAUGACGUCCUUCACGAUAUGGGACGAUCGUUGGCAUCACCCACCAAGCGAAGAUCAUGUGAAAUGACAAUGGCCCGACCUUCAAUGGUUCAGCACGCCAUGCCUCGUCUCGAUAUAAACAGUCAUCAACAAUCAUCGCUCACACGUAACCCUAAAGAUAUGCAUCACCAAUCCAAUGUCUCACAAACAGCUGCCGAUACUGCAGUGUCUCUAUCCAUCAUCACUCAGAUGACUCAAACUCUAAAAUUCCCACAAACAACUUCACAAUUUGAUUCGAAUCCUUUUUCAAAAUCCAACAUUAAAAUGCCCUCCCCAUUGAACGUUUCUUCUUCCAAUGUCCAAACUAUUCAUCCUUGUAAUAAUAAUAAUUUUCAUCACUUUCAACAACAACAACAACAACAACAACAACAACAACAACAACAACACCAUCAUAACCAAUUACUAGUCAAUUCGACCAAUCCCUUAUCAAACUCACAACAAUUAUUAAAUGAUAGUUUAAAUCAAAAUAAUAUUACUAAUAUUUCAAAUAACAAUAAUAAUAAUAAUAGUAAUAAUAACAAUACUAGCACACUUUCAUCUCACCAUUUAUUUAAUCAACAACAACUACUCAAUAAUCCACAAAGCAGUAAUAAUAAUAAUAAGCAAUGUUCAAAUCAAAAUAAUUUUACACAUUCUUUUCCACCAAACAGGAAUAAUGACCCAGAUUUUGGAGGAGGAGGAAAUGGUAAUAAUUUUAAUAACAAUAAUAAUAACAAUAAUAAUAAUAAUAGUAAUAAUAAUAAUAAUAAUAAUAAUACAAACCAACAACAAAAUAAUAAGACAGAUAGAUAG
Molecule: messenger RNA, 5373 nt
Organism: Cavenderia fasciculata
Lineage: Eukaryota; Evosea; Eumycetozoa; Acytosteliales; Cavenderiaceae
Gene: ptpC
Product: protein tyrosine phosphatase
Exons: 7
Coding region: 1-5373 (1790 amino acids)
Biological process (GO): protein dephosphorylation
Molecular function (GO): protein tyrosine phosphatase activity; protein binding
Source: RefSeq, a predicted model, not a curated record